Messenger RNA from Rubroshorea leprosula, 572 nucleotides. The record is from the annotation of a GenBank genome assembly. Lineage: Eukaryota; Viridiplantae; Streptophyta; Magnoliopsida; Malvales; Dipterocarpaceae.
GGUUUUCUCUCUCAAAGUUCAUCUUCUUCCUUCUUUCCUCCUUUGACAAUUUUGCCUCCUCAUUCUCUAUCAACCUUCCUCCUUCCUUUCCCUGCUCAUCCUUCUUCUUUCUUCUUUUUAUUCUCUCUCUCUUCUCCCUUCUUCUGGGUUUGAUUUUAGAUGGUCGUCAAUACCAUCAAUUGCCAAGCUGCUCUAAAGGAGGAUAUUUCACCCCAUUUGUGUUUUAUCUGUCUCUUACACUUGGCUAAUGAACAUGGUUUAAACAUACAUGGUUGUCCUGGUUUAGAUGAUCUUGGUGUACACAUUCUCUCAUCUUGCCAAAAGGCAGAUACGGUGGCCCAGGCUUCAACAUGGUCAAGAUUGCUGCCAUCCAUUGAGCACAUUGCAGGGUGAUAGGAUAGUUCUGUUCCAGUUUUUGGGGUCUUUCAAGCAACUGGAGAGAAUGAAAAUUUUGUAAGUGUAGGUUACAUUUACUUUUUUGAAACUGCAGCAUCAGACUUUGAUCAGCUUGUCUGCAGGCUACCACUUGUGGUAAAUGUGAAUAUUAUCUAAAUUAAAAGUAAAAACUGAAG